AUGCCAAAGAGAAAAAAGGCCAUUAGUAAUAGGCAACGGCGUGAGCGUGACAAAGCCAGAAAGAGACAGGAGAGAGAGAAGUCAGAGUUUUCUGUUCCUGGCAGGUUGGAGGAUGGAGCUGUCUCAGCUCCUCCCGGUAAUUUUCCGGGGCUUGGUUCCAUGGGGUUUCCACCUAAAGAGGAAAAACCCCUGGCCAGGGUGCAGGCCUCACCUUGUGUGAGAAUGCAUUCACCUGCCCCGAGGUUGCCAUCUCCUCGGGGAAGUCGUCUGUUUGUCCGCAACGAGGACAAGGCACCGUCCCCUGACUCCCCAGCGUGGGUUUGUGCUCCACCGAGAGUACCUGGGCAUGAUGAUGGCUUUAAGCCUAGCCCAGCAGGUCAGGCGCAGCUGGAUACCUCCAGGGCGGAGGAGACCAGUAGGAUAUCAAAAGAUGAGGGCACUUUAACUGAUAUUAAAACUGAGUCUCAACGAAUAUUGAAAGGAAAUUUGAACGAAUGCAAUAUAGAACCUGAAAUGAAAACAAAUAGAAAUGACAAUGAGAACAAUGAGAAACAUACAAUUUCAGAGAAUUGUGGUGAAGAGAAUUUGAAUGAAGGAAAUGAUCCAUGUUGGCAGAAAUCAUGGAAGAGAGGUAACUAUGACAUAUAUUACUCCAUCCAGGGUUCAUUUCAUCAAGCUCACCCUAUAUUUGAAGAGAAUGCUGGGACACAAUGUGUUGCUAAUUGUUUAGCUGGAUUAGCUUAUCACAAACUUAAAAAUGCUACGAUCUGGACAACAAUGGAUAUGGAUAGGAUUUUAAUGACAGGUGAUGAAUUGUAUACAUAUUUGCAAAGGAGUUCGUCAGUCAAUAACAGGUAUUUGCUUGUUGAGGAAUUACCACAACUCUUUGAAUGCUUUAAUCGGUCAUACCAAUUCCAUGCAAAUAAGUCAGUUGCAAGUGUUAUUAUGGCAAACAAUUGCUUAAACUAUGCAGAGUUUAAUGCAUUACCACUAUACGAAGCACUUCAGGUUGCACUUACAGACACUGACGGCUGUUUUGUGUGCUUUGGUGGAAAUACUAUGCUAAUAGGGUCAACAGAAAGGGGCUUUUUUGCUUUUGAUUCCCAUUCUAGAUCUUCUGAUGGAAUGUUAAGUGUGACUGGAAAGAGUACAAGGAUUUUAUUUCAAAAUGUCAAUGAAGUUUAUUCAUAUCUUCAAGGUCUUGCUCUUUCAAUGGGAUAUUCUGAGGGAGUUGAGUGUAAUUUGAGUGGCGUAACCUGCAAAAUGAAUUUUAUUGCUAAUGUCAGUACUUUACUAGAGGAGGAAGAGGAUACAAGUAAUUUGCCUAGAAGUUCAGAGCUUUUGGUGGAAACUACUGUUGAAUCCUGUGAUAGGAAUGAUGAUGUGAUCUUUGUUGGUCAUGAACAAUUACAAUAUAGUUUUAUCCCUCUGACUAAUGAUAUGAAAAAACACAUUUGUCAGGAGUUGAACAUUCCCUUCAUUAGCAGAAGAAAUGCUGUUGAGGUCCAGGGUCAAAGGACUAAUAUCAAAGAACCUAGUUUUCAGAAAGAAACUUUAGGGGAUGGAAACUGCUUUUUUAGAGCUGUUUCAUUCAGUCUUACAAACUCAGAAGAUUUCCACAAUAUAAUGCGCAAAGCUGUCUGUGAACAUAUGAUGAGAAACAAAGAAUUAUUUAAACCAUUCCUAAAAGAUGGUAUACAAUCUGUUGAAAGUCACAUGUCCUCUACUCAAAUGUCACAAGAAGGUACAUGGGCUACUGAGGUGGAAAUAUUUGCAACAGCUCAUUUGCUGAACAUUGAUUUAUACACAUACUCAGGAGGGAGUUGGUUAAGGUUUUCAGUUAAAGAGGUGGAUCCUUGUAGGCAAAGAAGAACUGGUGCAAUUUAUCUGAACCACUACCAACAAAACCAUUACAAUGUAGUUCUUUCUGUAAAUGGAGAGGAAUUAAACAUACAACAAACGGAACAGGAUAAAAUUCCUCAGGAAUAUCAAAAGCGGUACAUAAACCGAAAACGUAUGCAGGAGAGCAGGCAAGCUACAUCAAAAGAACAAAAAAUAUCAAGUGCAUCAGAAAAACGAAGACAGUCUUUGAGGAAAAGGUACCAGGAAGAUGUACAAUUUAGAGAGAAGAAACUGAAAUCGGCCUUUCAAAGGUACUUGAAUGAUGCAGAAUUUCAAGCUAAUGUAAAACUAGUUAGCAAAACAAAGUAUUUUAAUGAUUCUGAGUACCACAAAAAAACUAAAAAGAGAAGUAUUGAAAGGUAUUUAACAAAUGAUGAUCACAGGGAAGAUGUCAAAAAGAGAAGUAUUGACAGGUAUGCAAGAAAUGAUGAUCUUAGGGAAGAUGUGAAAAAGAGAAGUGUUGAAAAAUAUGCACUAGAUAAAGAACAUAGAGAUGGUGUCAAAAAGAGAAGUAUUGAGAGGUAUGCAGUAAAUGAUGAUCACAGGGAAGAUGUGAAAAAGAGAAGUAUUCAGAAAUAUGCAGUAAAUGAUGAUCACAGGGAAGAUGUGAAAAAGAGAAGUAUUCAGAAAUAUGCAGUAAAUGAGGAGCAUAGGGAAGAUGUGAAAAUGAGAAGUAUUCAGAAAUAUAAAAGUAACGUUGAACACAGAGAAGGUGUAAAAGCAAAAAGCAGACAAAAGUACAAAUCAGAUGAAAUGCACAGAAAUCUUGUAAAUACUUCAAGCAAAAAGAGAUACAAAGAAAAUGAAAACUACCGGGAGAGAAAACUUCAUGUUGCAGCUGAGAAUUAUAAAAGUGAUCAAUGUUUCAGAUCGAAACGGAAAGCUUCCAGUAAAAAACAAUACAAUUCCAGUGUGAUAACAAAAAUGCAAAAAAAGACAAAGGUUAAAAGUAGGAGAAUUGCUCAACGAGCUAGACUUGAAAAUCAGGAAGAGGUGGUGAGAGUGUUUAAAGGGAAAGUUAUGCAGGGCAUAGAUUAUUCAUGCUGUUGCUGUGAUCGUCUCUUUUUUCAAAACCAAGUUCAAAGAUGCGAACGAGAAACAUAUGCGAAGAAUGAGGAGGCAGCAAAUAUUGCAGAAAUGUGCAUUCAGGAAAAGUAUUGUCACCAGUGCUCAGAGUCAUGUACGAAGAACUGCGUUAAGUCAAAGUUAUGGAUUUGUUUCACUUGUCACAGGAAAAUCAUGAGGGGUUCUCUUCCAGCAGAAGCAGCAUUUAACAAAAUGGCCCUUGAAGAUAUUCCAAAGGAAUUGAAAGAACUUAACAGCCUUGAGAAACACUUAAUUGCAAUACAUAUACCCUUUAUGAAAGUCAUGGCUCUUCCUCAUGGUGGUCAGAAAAAUAUUCAUGGGCCAGUUGUAUGUGUACCAUCAGAUCUGAAGAAAGUUACAAGUUUGCCAAUGAAACCUGGAGAAGAUCUUCUGCUGAGAGUGAAACUGAAAAGAAAAUUGAAUUAUAAGGGGUACGUCGAAUACCAGUUUGUUGAUCCAACGCACAUAUUCAAUGCAUUAAAUUUUUUGAAACAAAACAAUCAGUGGUAUGAAGACGUAGCUAUAGAUGCAAACUGGAAAGGGAAUUUUAACGAUUCUCCGGAAAUGUCAGAGAGUGAUAAUCUGUUAUCAGAUGAUGAUGAUCAGCAGCAAAUUGCAACAGAUACUUGUUUACAGCCUGUUGAUAUUGCUCAGGAGGUUCUUGAUCAUUACUUUGAUGAAAUUUAUGACAUUGCUCCAGGAGAAGGAAAUAAUCCAGUAAGGAUGUUACAGGAAGAAGGAAAUGAGGCUAAAACAUUUCCAUACUUAUUUCCAAGUGGACGUUUUUCAUGGAAUGACAAUAGAGAAACACGAAUAACACUGUCGAGAUACUUCAACAACCGCCUGAUGAAUACUGACGGAAGAUUUGCUAAAGACAGUAGUUAUAUUUUUUUCAGUCAGUUUUUGUCCGAUUUAAACCAGGUUAUAGAAAAGACACAGAUAUCAAUUAGAAAAUCAGUCAGGAGAAUAGGAAGGGACCAAUUUGUGACAUCAGAUAUGGUACAAAAUCCUGAAGUACUUUCGAAAUUGAUGAAAAAUGACGAGGCUUUGCGAUUCAUGCAGCCCAUACGUGGAACGCCAGCAUAUUGGUCAGCAGCGCAAAAGGAUCUCUUUGCUAUGCUUCGGCAGUUAGGAAUACCAACUUGGUUUUGCUCAUUUUCCGCUGCGGAGCAUAGAUGGAAUGAUGCAGUUGCCACAAUAUUGAGACAACAAUGCGAUAAUAGAGAUCCGUGUUUGAUGGAUUGGUCCGAAAAGAAUGAGGUGUUGAGAAGUAAUCCUGUCACAGUUGCUAGGAUGUUCGAACACAGAUUUCAUGUUUUCCAGACAGAAGUGAUAUUUUCACCAUUGGAACCAAUUGGAAAAGUAUCAGAUUUUUUCCAAAGAGUCGAAUUCCAGCAGAGAGGGUCUCCUCACAUGCACUGUUUAUAUUGGAUAGAGAAUGCCCCAAAACUUGAUGAAGACGGAGAGGAAGCUGUAUGCAAUUUCAUUGACAAAUAUGUCAGUUGUGCAGUGCCUUCUCAGAAUGAAGAUUUGGAACUGAGGGAUAUUGUUCUAGCAGUACAGCAACACAGCAGGAAACACUCGAAGUCUUGCAGAAAGAAGGGCACAGAAUGUAGAUUUAACUUUCCUAGACCACCUUCUGUAUGUACAUUCAUAAAUUCUCCUGUCGAGCAUGAGAGCUUGGAGAAUGCUGCGGAAGCUACUGAUUUAAAACAUGAACGCUCAAUUUCUAAAGAAAUAUUACUGAGAGUUUGGAAUGAGGUGCAAGAUGAAGCAAAUGAAACACGCACUACAGAAGAAAUUUUUGAGCAUCUGGGUUUGACGCAAGAACAGUAUGAGGAUGCACACAAAAGAUUAGCAAAGAAGAGAACAGUUAUUCUAGAAAGAAAUCCAUGCGAGCUCUGGACCAAUCAGUAUAAUCCAUGUCUUUUGAAAUGCUGGGAUGCAAAUAUGGAUAUUCAAUUUGUUUUGGAUCCAUUUAGCUGCAUUGUCUACAUAAUUUCAUACAUUUCAAAGUCUGAGAGGGAAAUGGGAAUGGUGUUGAAACAAACCAAAAUAGAGGCAGAAGAAGGAAAUGAAAGUGCACGAACAACUUUAAAGAAAAUUGGUUCUGCCUACCUAAACCAUAGGGAAGUGAGCGCACAAGAAGCUGUAUAUCGUGUAUGCAACUUGAAGAUGAAAGAAUGUUCGAGAAAAGUAGUGUUUGUACCUGUAGGGGAAAAUCCUACUCGACUGACGAAACCAUUGUCACAGCUGAAAAGAAAACAUAGUCUGGGGGACGAUGAACAUGAUGAGAAUAACGACGAUGAAGAUGACAUUUGGAUGACAAAUAUAGUAGAAAGGUAUGCAAAUCGACCAAAUAAAACUGUGUUUCAGAAUAUGUGUUUGGCUGAGUUUUGCUCAGAAUUCCGGGUACUUGCUAAAUCACAGGUUCCAAAGAGUUUAAACGAAAAUGUUUUUGAACUCCAAAAUAACAAGGGAUUUAUCCAAAGAAGAACACGCACAAAGCCAGCUGUAAUAAGAUACCCUAGAUUCAGUGCAGAAAAAAUGUCAGAAAAGUAUUACCAAAGCCUGCUUCAAUUGUUCUUGCCGUACUGGACAGAGCCUCAAUUAAAACCUCCAGGAUUUGAUCUAUAUGAAACAUUUUAUGAAAAUGGACAUGUGCGAAUCACAGGAAAGAAGAGUGUGCAAUCAGUCAAAUCAAUUGUUGAUACAAACCGAUUGCGUUAUGCUCAAAAUGAAGAACUAAUUGCAGAGGCACAGGAUAUUUUCGAAAACAUCGGAGAACCAGAGGAUGCAUGGGCAAACCUUUGUCCUGAGACAGAACUAAUGAGAGAGGAAUGUUCUUAUGAGAGAAAUAAAAGUUUGGAUCUGAAUGUGACAGAAGACUUGCCAGACAUGCAAACAGAAAUGAAUUGUGAUGUUCUUUUCAAAGUAGAACAGAAUACACAAUCAAAGGAGGAGACAUUACAGAUCCUACAAAAUUUAAACGAGACUCAAACAAAGGUAUUUUACUUAGUUCGGGAAUGGUGUUUGGAAAAACAUUUUGGGGAAAAAACUGACGCCCUGCACAUAUUUAUAACUGGUGGAGCAGGAACAGGCAAAAGCCAUCUAAUCAAAGCCAUACAUUAUGAGGCAUCACGAAUACUUGGAAAGAAUUUGACAUCUCCUGACAGUGUAUCAGUACUACUUGCUGCCUUUACUGGAACAGCUGCUUUCAAUAUUGGGGGAAAUACUAUUCAUCAUUUAUUUUCACUGCCCAAAUAUAUGACUUUGCCAUAUGAACCAUUGAGAGAACAGAGUCUAAGUGAAAUGAGAGUGCAACUUGGAGACCUGCAAAUUCUGGUUAUUGAUGAAAUUUCCAUGGUUUACAAAAGAUUAUUGUACUAUGUUCAUGAAAGACUUGUACAGAUUAAGAAAUGCAGGGAACCAUUUGGAGGAGUUUCUGUGAUAGCUGUUGGAGAUUUCUACCAACUUCCUCCAGUAAAACAACGCAAAGAUGAAAGGCUAUAUAAAGAAAAUGCUGCUUACCCUGUUGAUCAUUGGCUUGACCUUUUCAAAGUGGUGGAGUUAUCUGAAAUUAUGCGGCAACGUGAAGACAUCUCAUUUGCAAUAGCAUUGAAUUCACUUCGAAGUAGAGAAAUAAAAGAACCACUGGAAUAUGAAACAAAUUCUAUCUUGAAAGAAUGUGUAAGGGAAGGGCCAAAUGAUGUUCUUCACGUCUAUGCAACGAAUGAUGAAGUAAAUGCCUAUAACUUGACAAUGCUCAGAAGAACCUGUGAAGACAUUGUUGAGAUUGAUGCGCAAGACUUUACCAAAGAUAGAGCAUCAGGCAAGCUAGUCUUAAGAAGCAAGCCUUUGACAAGGUCGAGAACAGACAAUCUUUCUAGUAGUUUGUUAAUGGGAGUUGGUGCAAGAGUCAUGCUUACAAGAAACUGUAAUGUAGAAGACGGACUAGUAAAUGGAGUUAUGGGGCAUAUAACACAUUUCUUACAUGGUCAAAUACACGGCGUUAACACUGUUGUUGCAGUAGGAGUAAUAUUUGACAACAUCAAUGUUGGGAUGAAGUCCGGAAAUAAAACAAAAAAUGGAAACAUUGUUCUGAUUGAAAGAGUUCAAGAGGAGAUACUAGAACAGAAAACAAAAAAUGUUGUUCGACAUCAGUUUCCAUUACGAUUGUCUUGGGCUUGCACAGCUCACAAAGUACAAGGCAUGACAGUUGACAAGGUUGUCGUAAAUUUAGAUCGGACGUUUUCUCCUGGACAAGGAUACGUUGCGUUGAGCAGAGUUACAUCAAAACAAGGAUUAUUUAUCGAAACAAAUGACAUUGAGUCGUUAAAGAAAAAGAUAUACGCUGACCCAGAAGUCAAAUCAGCCUUGCAAGAAAUGCCAAAAUUGAUACUACCAAACUUUGAUGCAUCAGAACAAGGUAUUACAAUGUAUCUACAUAACAUUCAGAGUCUCAAUAAACAUUUUGAAGAUCUGAGAAAGGACAUUCGCUGUAGGAAUGCAGACAUCAUUUGCUUGACAGAGACUUGGUUAAGAUCUGGACAAAAUGUUAGUUCAUUUAAAAUAAACGAUUACCAUUUUCACCAAGCAACAAGAGGAGAUGUAUAUGAUGAGAGCAGUGCUCAAAUGUCAAAGCUGCGUGCAUCAAAUGGUGGAGGUGUUGCAGUUUACAUCAAAGAAACUGGACAUGAAAAAAAUGUUUCCUCACUUCCUGUAAAGAAUAUUGAGGGCAUCUGCGUGAAGUGUGUUUCACAAGAUAUAGCUGUUGUAACUGUCUAUCGGCCAAAUUCUUUAAAUGUUUCCCAGUUCUUAUUACAAUUCGAAAAGGUGAUGUCAUACUACAAAUCACAAAGUAAGUUCUGUGUUUGUCUGGGAGACUUCAAUGAAGAUGCAAGAUCUGCAGGAUCUAUUCAAACUUUUAUGACCAAUCAAGGCUUCAAACAAAUAGUUAAUUUUAAUACAACAGAAGGAGCAACAAUACUUGAUCAUGUGUAUUUAUCAACAUCCUUACAAGCAGAAGUGAAAAAAAUAUCAACGUACUACAGUUACCACGAUGCCUUGAUGGUAACCAUCAUAUCCGACACAGAAAAAUAUUAA
This is a messenger RNA of Saccostrea cuccullata (small rock oyster), 8094 nucleotides long. RefSeq lists its product as uncharacterized. Bases 1 to 8094 code for a protein of 2697 amino acids. Gene Ontology annotation, molecular function: DNA helicase activity; ATP hydrolysis activity. The record is from RefSeq and is a predicted model, not a curated record. Gene Ontology annotation, biological process: DNA repair; telomere maintenance. Lineage: Eukaryota; Metazoa; Mollusca; Bivalvia; Ostreida; Ostreidae. The transcript has a single exon.